AUGCCCAGAGGCCUCAGCUGCCUGGCGAGCCCUGAGGGGGCAGAAGGCCGGUAUGAAACCCCCCCAGCUUCAGAGCUUCAGAGACUGAUGUGGACAAAAAAAGGGACCAGUAACCAUCUGGAUGAGGUUCAUCCCGGGAUCUACAUCGGAGACAUGUUUUUUCCCUUUAGGUACGCAGCCAAAGACAAAAGGACUCUCCAGGCUCAUCGCAUCACCCACGUGCUUAACGCAGCUGAUGGGAAGUUCAGUGUGAACACAGGGCCCAGCUUCUACCGAGACACUGCAAUCACUUAUCAUGGAGUCGAAGCUUUUGACAUGCCAUCCUUUGACUUGAGUCCCUUCUUUUACCCAGCGGCCAAUUUCAUCAAGAGCGCUUUGAGCUCUCCCACAGGUAAAGUCUUCGUCCACUGUGCAAUGGGCCUCAGCCGCUCAUCCACCUUGGUUCUGGCUUACCUGAUGAUCCAUGAGAACAUGACGCUGGUGGACGCCAUCAAAGCUGUGGGCGCCAACAGGAACAUUUGUCCCAAUGACGGGUUCUUGGAGCAGCUCCGAGCACUGGACACAAAGCUCCACUGCCAGGGAUUAUCCAGGAGCUUCAACGGGCGGACGUAA
Messenger RNA from Pelmatolapia mariae (spotted tilapia), 612 nucleotides. RefSeq names its product dual specificity protein phosphatase 13B-like. Gene Ontology annotation, molecular function: MAP kinase phosphatase activity; protein tyrosine/serine/threonine phosphatase activity. The transcript is spliced from 3 exons. NCBI's taxonomy places the organism in Eukaryota, Metazoa, Chordata, Actinopteri, Cichliformes, Cichlidae. The coding region runs from base 1 to 612 and encodes 203 amino acids. Gene Ontology annotation, cellular component: cytoplasm. The record is from RefSeq and is a predicted model, not a curated record. Gene Ontology annotation, biological process: negative regulation of MAPK cascade; protein dephosphorylation.